UAAAAAGUCAAUGAAUUCUGAAAUGAUUUUAACAAAAAACGACGUCAAACCAUCUCAAAAGUUAAGUUACAUGAGCCAGAAUGAUACCGUAAAAAUAAGUCAAGAUUUCUACAAUAAGCUACCAAAGGUAUAUCCUAUCCAACGUGAAUAUAACCGAUGUUCUAUUGUGGGAAAUAGCGGAAUAUUAAAUGGAAGUAAAUGUGGUAAUGAAAUAGACAGAGCUGAUUUUGUUAUUAGAUGCAAUGCUCCACCGAUUAGCCAAUUUUCAGUAGAUGCGGGUGUUAAGUCUAAUAUAACCACAUUUAAUCCUUCGAUUCUAAAAUUAAGAUUUGGCGGAUUACGAAAACAAAAGCAUAUUUUAAAGUUUAUUAACUCAGUAAAUCAGUACAACAAAUACAUUUGGUUUCCAAGCUUCUACUCCAAUACAACCUUUCUAGGAUGUUUAAAAGCCAUUAAUCUAAUUUCAAGAACGCAUAGAAAAAUAAAAGUACUAAAUGGAAAUCCAAAUCAUUUCAAAGAUGUCAACCGUUACUGCAAAAAAGAAUUUAACAUCAGCAAAACUAUGUCUACAGGAUUUUAUAUCACAAUGUCAGCGCUCUUAUAUUGCAAGGAGAUUCAUCUAUAUGGAUUUUGGCCAUUCUUUCAGGACCUCAACAAUCGUUCAGUUUCCUACCACUAUUUCGAAAACAGCACGUUGAAGAAAUACGGACAUGGUUUUGGGAAAGAAUUUAAAGAACUACUACGACUGCACAGUGACGGUAUUUUGAAACUACAUGUCAAUAAAUGCUCUUUAUAGCUAAAUAAUAAUAUUACAUUGACAGAUAAACUCAAUUGAAUUAAAUACUAAGAUUAUAAUCUUGAGUAUUAUAUUUUUCAUUGUAAACCUAAACAUUACAGAUCUAGGAACAGAAGGACAACAGUCAUUAGUAAGGCCGAGGCCUAUAAUUACAACUUUAGCGUAUUAAAACUUUAGCUGUAUCAACAGUCAAGCACCGCCUACUUUAGUGUUUAUCAUGUAUAUAUACAGACAGAAAAAGGAAAUCUCCCUGGGUAGUCCUGUAUUAGCGUAAUCAUUGAAAACAUUUUUUAUAGAAUUGCUAUAAAAGUAUCUAAUCGACACGGUAAUUGACAACAGACUCGCUUUGUGGAGACGGUACGUAGAGGAUAUUUUGUCCAUCAUACCAGUCAAUACCGCUAAGGACUUGAACAACUACAACAUCAACAACAUCGACCGCAUCGACUACUAAGACAAAAUUUACAACAGAACUUAUGAAAAACAAUCGAUUUUCUUUCCUAAAACACUACGACACACACAUGAACAACUACUGCUUAUCGAAAACCAACUCUCACUAAUAUCUUCACGGACUUCAACUGUCAUCAUUCACUGGAGCACAAAUCCAGUGACACAAUAUGUGUCAUAAUCUGUGAUAUCAGAUGAGCAGCACAAAAAAUAACAAUUUUCAUAUUCAAUAAGACAAACAUGAAUAAAUGUGCAUGAUAAAUUGCCAUUAAAAUCGUGAAGGUACUGUCCACUGGUCAGAAAGAUCUGGAAUUAGUUAAGAACAUCAACGUACUUAGUAUUUUAGAGUUUAUGGAAAGGAAACGAUAGAUUGUUAAGUCAAAUAUAACGUAUGGUGAUCUGUUCUUUGAGGGAAAAUUAGAGUUAGGUUUUAUCUUUUUUUUGUAUUUAUUAUGGAAUGCGAGAUAGUGUUAAGUUUAUAUUGUCUUUUAAAAAUGUUUAAAGUGUAUAAUUAAAUUGAUUAAACAUUUACAUUAAAAAAAAAAAUUAUCUCCAUCUGUAUUUAUGUGUCUGCUCUCCCACGGGAGGUUAAUAUAUAGAUUAUUUGGUUUGAUACUCCCAAGAAAUGUCUUUAAAAGACCUAUAAUUAUUGAAAUCUCAUACAUUUUGUGUUGAAUGUUUAUAUUCACCUAGGUAUAUAUAAACCGUGAGAUAUGGAAAUAAAAGUCACACUGUUUAUGAUAAUAUAAAAAA
Messenger RNA from Anneissia japonica, 1993 nucleotides. Its product is annotated as sia-alpha-2,3-Gal-beta-1,4-GlcNAc-R:alpha 2,8-sialyltransferase-like. Lineage: Eukaryota; Metazoa; Echinodermata; Crinoidea; Comatulida; Comatulidae. Gene Ontology annotation, molecular function: alpha-N-acetylneuraminate alpha-2,8-sialyltransferase activity. Gene Ontology annotation, biological process: N-glycan processing; oligosaccharide metabolic process. The transcript is spliced from 5 exons. The record is from RefSeq and is a predicted model, not a curated record. The coding region runs from base 11 to 796 and encodes 261 amino acids.